Spirodela intermedia is the source of this 303-nucleotide messenger RNA. The record is from the annotation of a GenBank genome assembly. Lineage: Eukaryota; Viridiplantae; Streptophyta; Magnoliopsida; Alismatales; Araceae.
AUGGAGAACGCCUGUCUCCGGGCGUCGAUGAGGAGGAAGACCCGGAGAACGGCGGCUGCCCGGUCCAAGAGAACUGCCCAGCGCCCCGGGGCAGCCUCCCUUUGUGCAGUGAAAGAAGAGAGGCGGCAGACGGCGGCGCCUCUCGGAACGGUUGGCAGGAAGUUCCGCGAGCUCCAGGCGCUGGUGCCCGGCGGGGAGGGCCUCCAUGCUGACCAACUCUUCCUGCGCACGGCUGGCUACAUCUUGCACCUCAAGCUGCAGGUGCACCUCCUGCGUGCCCUCUCCGAUUUUCAGGCCCCUUGA